Molecule: messenger RNA, 1687 nt
Organism: Dermacentor andersoni
Lineage: Eukaryota; Metazoa; Arthropoda; Arachnida; Ixodida; Ixodidae
Source: RefSeq, a predicted model, not a curated record
AUGGCUGACGAAAGAAGCAACGAAUACACGCCUCCUGUGUUCAGCUUCACGGACGAAGCAACCAUAAGUUCAUGCCGUGAAAACACUCAGGGCGCUUCGUCUUCUUUGAGCGCCUACACAACAAUUCCUGAGACCACCGGUGUUGACGAAUGGAACACGCAGUGCCACCCGGCUGGUGCGCCAUCGACCGUCUCCGGGCAUACACACAGCACAGAAACCGGAAGCACAAAUUCCACACUUCUGGUUUACAGCAGCAGUGGCGGCGUCUACAAUGCAGUGGCCAGCACAAGCUAUGCGCGCAUGGAGGAACCUUCCGGCAUUUUUGGAAAUGACGCUUGGAAUUCUACAGGAAGCGGAGGAAAGGAAGAGCAAGAGUUGUCCGGUGUCUGUGGCAGUGUUUCGAGCGGACAGGAUGCCUUACACGGGCACGCCAACGAACGAACGGGUGAUACAGCCCCCACUUGCAAAACAAGCGAUGUAACCUUUGUCAAGGAUUCGAAAUUCGUAAAACAUUGCCGGAAUAGAACAGGCAAACCACACAAAUACGAAUCUUGUGGCAAAUCGUCCGGCCAGGCUGCUAAUCUCGCUGCACAUUGCCGCACACAUACAUGCAUGAAACCCUACAUUUUCAUAUGUGAUCAAUCGUUCCGGCAGUCUGUCCACCUAGAUAACCAUAUGUGCACGCAUACAGGCGAGAAACCUUACGUUUGCAAUAUCUGUGAUAAAUCGUUCCGGCAGUCUGUCCACCUAGAUAACCAUAUGCGCACACAUACAGGCGAGAAACCCUACGUUUGCAAUAUAUGUGAUAAAUCGUUCCGGCAGUCUGUCCACCUAGGUAACCAUAUCCGCACGCAUACAGGUGAGAAACCCUACGUUUGCAAAGUAUGUGAUCAAUCGUUCCGGCAGUCUAGUCAUCUAGAUAACCACAUGCGCACGCAUACAGGUGAGAAACCCUACAUUUGCAAAAUAUGUGAUAAAUCGUUCCGGCAGUCUGUCCACCUAGGUAACCAUAUGCGCACGCAUAAAGGCGAGAAACCCUACAUUUGCAAAACAUGUCCUAAAUUAUUCACGCGGUUGGCGAGUUUCCGUAGACACCAGCAGACUCACACAGACGGAAAACCCCGUGUCUGUCAAACAUGCUGGAAACCAUUCAAACUCUACUGGCACAGUAGUGAUAAAGCUUUCGUUUGCGAAAUAUGUCACCGACAAAGGAAGCACGGAGAUAAAACGCCAUAUGAGUGUACGCAGGGUGGAUUUAUUUUCGCAGAGAAAGAAACACUCGAUGAGCAUCUGUGGCACAGUAAUACGCGCUACUUAUGUGGAGAUUCAUUUGGUGACGAAGUUCAACUGCUUACACACCUCGUGACACAUAGGGAUGUGCAGCCGCGAUAUUCUGUCUAGUGCGCGAGUUAGAUAAAUCGCCCGUGGCAUUUGCAUAACAACGCGAGAGUGAAUUAGCGCAAGCUCUUGGGCCGGUUGCUGCAUGAUGAACUUGAAAAAGGGUACCAGCGAAACACAAAGUACGCGCACACAAGGAAAAGGCGUUAAAUAUGGACGGACGCUGGACUUUCAGCUGUACUUUAUUGAAAUCUACAUCGCCGCACAUAACCUCCGACGCAUGCGCAUCUUCAACACCUCGAAAGACAUGCGCAAAGAUCACAUUUCGGAGAUACGUUACCGUGUGCAA